Molecule: messenger RNA, 456 nt
Organism: Zychaea mexicana
Lineage: Eukaryota; Fungi; Mucoromycota; Mucoromycetes; Mucorales; Lichtheimiaceae
Exons: 1
Coding region: 1-456 (151 amino acids)
Biological process (GO): exon-exon junction complex disassembly
Cellular component (GO): exon-exon junction complex; cytoplasm
Molecular function (GO): RNA binding
Source: RefSeq, a predicted model, not a curated record
AUGACAGAUCCCAAUCCGACCGAUGCCGGCAUUAUUACCGUGGGUGAGGAACGAUGGAUCCCUGGAUCAAGACGGGCCGACGGAUCCUACCGGCCCGCUCGCAAAGUACGGGCCGGUUUCACACCAUUAGAAGAUGUUCAACGCUAUGCAUCACCACAAGCCCGACAGCAGGCAGAGCAGGAACAGCAACGACAUUUGCUACAGAGUAGAGAAGAAGAGCAGAAACGACAAAAGCCUAUCAAAGAGGCAAGGCCACACACACAGCCUGCUGCCACCAACACCACCUCGGUUGAAGAACGGAAAAUCCGUAACGUGCAGAAAAAGAUUAGACAGGUCGAAGAGUUGGAGCAAAAGUUGAUCAAGGGCGAAACAUUAAAUGACGACCAGCGCGAAAAGGUGAAAAAGGGCAAGGCACUACGCGACGAAUUGGCUAAACUGACAGCUUCUGCGUCAUAG